UUCGGCGAGACCCUCUUUUCCCUGAGCCUGCUGCCUUAAGUUCUCUCUCCUUCCGCUCGCUCCUCUUUCCUUUCCUCCAGAUUGCCUCCCGAGUUGCCGAUAUCUCGCGCAGUUCUUUGACCCUGAAGCAUCUCUCACAUCUCAUCGCUUCAUCGCUUACUUCCACACAAGAUGGCUUCCGCCGCUCGCAACUUCUCCCGCGUGGCUACACGCACCACCGCCCGCAACGCCUUUGCGACCAGCGCCCCUCGCCAGGCCUUCCGCCAGCAGGGCUCGCGCUUCUACUCCUCCGGCUCCCAGAAGCAGUCCUCCAGCUCACCCGCCCUCCUCGCUGUCGCCGCCGCGGCGGCCGGUGGUCUUGGCUACUGGUACUACACUGCUAGCGGUGCGCCUUCCGCUGGCUCGACCAAGAUUGUCAGCCCGACCAAGGACGACUACCAGCGCGUGUACAACCAGAUCGCCGAGCGCCUCGAGGAGAAGGACGACUACGAUGAUGGCAGCUUCGGCCCUGUUCUCCUGCGUCUGGCCUGGCACGCCAGCGGUACCUACGAUAAGGCUACCGGCACUGGCGGCAGCAACGGUGCCACCAUGCGCUUCGCCCCCGAGGGCGACCACGGUGCCAACGCCGGUCUCCUCGCCGCCCGCGACUUCCUCGAGCCCGUGAAGAAGGCCAACCCCUGGAUCACCUACUCCGAUCUCUGGAUUCUGGCUGGUGUUGCCGCCAUCCAGGAGAUGCAGGGUCCCAUCGUGCCCUACCGCCCUGGUCGUCAGGACCGAGACGUCUCCUACUGCACCCCCGAUGGCCGUCUCCCUGACGCCACCCAGGGAAGCGACCACCUGCGCAACAUCUUCUACCGCAUGGGUUUCAACGACCAGGAGAUUGUCGCUCUGUCUGGUGCCCACGCUCUGGGCCGCUGCCACACCGACCGCUCCGGCUUCGAGGGUCCCUGGACCUUCUCGCCCACUAUCCUGACCAACGACUACUACCGCCUGCUCGUCGAGGAGAAGUGGCAGUGGAAGAAGUGGAACGGCCCCAAGCAGUACGAGGACAAGACCACCAAGAGCCUCAUGAUGCUGCCCACCGACAUGGUGCUUGUGCAGGACAAGAAGUUCAAGCCGUGGACCGAGAAGUACGCCAAGGACAACGAUCUCUUCUUCAAGGACUUCUCCAACGUCGUCCUGAAGCUCUUCGAGCUCGGUGUGCCUUUCGCCGAGAGCACCGAGCGCUGGACCAUGAAGCCCACUUGGGACGAGUCCAAAUAGAUCACUUUGAUCCCCUCGUGUCUUGAUAUGUUUUUUUUGGUGUGGAGAGAGGUAUCAUUACUGUUAGACUUGCGUCCUCGGCAGAGAGGCACGCACUGGCAUUGGAGUUUUGUUGG
Emericellopsis atlantica is the source of this 1379-nucleotide messenger RNA. RefSeq names its product cytochrome c peroxidase precursor. The transcript has 2 exons. The record is from RefSeq and is a predicted model, not a curated record. Gene Ontology annotation, biological process: hydrogen peroxide catabolic process; response to reactive oxygen species; cellular response to oxidative stress. NCBI's taxonomy places the organism in Eukaryota, Fungi, Ascomycota, Sordariomycetes, Hypocreales, Bionectriaceae. The coding region runs from base 172 to 1263 and encodes 363 amino acids. Gene Ontology annotation, molecular function: heme binding; peroxidase activity.